Molecule: messenger RNA, 1185 nt
Organism: Ipomoea triloba (trilobed morning glory)
Lineage: Eukaryota; Viridiplantae; Streptophyta; Magnoliopsida; Solanales; Convolvulaceae
Product: 40S ribosomal protein SA-like
Exons: 5
Coding region: 89-982 (297 amino acids)
Biological process (GO): cytoplasmic translation; ribosomal small subunit assembly
Cellular component (GO): ribosome; 90S preribosome; cytosolic small ribosomal subunit
Molecular function (GO): structural constituent of ribosome
Source: RefSeq, a predicted model, not a curated record
UCCUCCUCUCCGUGCUUUUUCACUUCUUUGUUCUCGCUAAACCUCUGAGAAGGCAGCUAAGCAAGCGAAAGAGCAAGAGAAAGCAACCAUGGCGACGGCGAGAGCAUUGACGACUAAGGAGGCCGACAUCCAGAUGAUGUUGGCGGCUGAGGUCCAACUCGGCACGAAAAACUGUGACUUUCAGAUGGAGCGUUAUGUAUUCAAGCGCCGAAAUGACGGUAUCUAUAUCAUUAACCUUGGAAAGACCUGGGAAAAGCUUCAACUGGCAGCUAGGGUGAUUGUUGCCAUUGAGAAUCCCAAGGACAUCAUUGUCCAAUCUGCCAGACCAUAUGGUCAGAGAGCUGUUUUGAAGUUUGCUCAGUACACUGGAGCUCAAGCAAUUGCAGGACGCCAUACUCCUGGUACAUUUACCAAUCAGUUGCAAACAUCCUACAGUGAGCCCCGCCUUCUCAUCCUCACAGAUCCCAGAACUGAUCAUCAGCCUAUCAAGGAAGCUGCACUUGGGAAUAUCCCCACCAUUGCUUUCUGUGACACUGAUUCUCCCAUGCACUAUGUUGAUAUUGGCAUUCCUGCUAAUAACAAGGGAAAGCACAGCAUUGGUGUUCUAUUCUGGCUCUUAGGGAGAAUGGUUCUGCAGAUGCGUGGUGCUAUUGCUCCUGGACACAAGUGGGAUAUCAUGGUGGAUUUGUUCUUCUACAGAGAGCCUGAAGAGGCCAAGGACCAACAGGAAGAAGACGUUCCUGCCAUUCAAGAUUACCCAGACUAUGGUGCUGCUGCUAUUGGUGGUGGUGAAUGGACAUCGAGUCAAAUUCCUGAUGUCCAAUGGACCGCCGAACCAGUCCCUGCAGCUCCAGUUGCUGGUGGUUGGGCUGGAGAGGAGGUCCCUGCACCAAUUGUUGAUGGAGGAUGGGAUGCCGCAGCUCCACCACCUGUUGUGCCAGGUCAGGGUGCAGUAGAUGUGCCUCCCACUGGCUGGGAAUGAGUUUCUUCCAUAGUUGAAAUGUUUGCUCUUUUUAUAUAUGUUGUAUUACAACCUUAUCCGUCUCUCUAGUUGUAGGGAAUUUUGAUAUUAGUUUUGGAUGUUCUCAACGUGCUUGCAAUGAAACUAUUUACCUGGUUUGAAUAUGUCAACGUUUUUGUGUUCGUUCGAUACAAUAUUAUCUAAUUAUAUAUUCUCAUUACAGA